CUUCUGAUCGUGAUGGUGUCCGCAGCAGUAAUUGGUUGUACCGGCUUAGUGGGGUCAUAUAUUACAAAAAGUCUGAUAUCCAGCCCCGCAAUUACUCGAAUUCACACAUUCUCCCGCCGCAGCCUCGAAGAUCCUGCUUCUGCUUCCCCGAGCAAACUUACCUCCUAUGUCUCGAAUGACACAUCUAAAUGGGUAGACGAGCUAUCCCGUCUACCAUCACCACCCGAUCUAUUCUUCUCUGCUUUUGGCACCACUCGUGCUGCCGCCGGUGGCUUCGAGAACCAGUACCGAAUCGAACAUGGGCUACAUCUAGACCUAGCCCGGGCAGCCAAACACGCCGGCUGUAAGGUGUUUGUUCUCGUUUCCUCGUCAUUUGCCAAUCAUAAUUCAUGGCUCCCUUAUGCUCGGAUGAAGGGCGAGAUUGAAGAGAACAUCAAGGCCCCGAAUUUCGAACACACUGUCAUUUUACAUCCCGGGAUGAUAGUCGGUAGCCGCUCUGAAAGCCGGCCUGCUGAGGCAGCUGCUCAGGCUUUGGUGGGGCCAUUGGAACACUGAAGUCGUCGUGGAAAGAUUGUUUGGCCCAAGAUGCUGAUGCCAUUGCUCGUGUUGCUGUUAGGGCCGGUAUACACGCUCUUGAGCAUGGUGUAUCUACAGGGUGUUUGAAGGGCGGGUCAGUUGAGGUGUUGAACGGCGCCGAUAUACUCAGACUUGGUAGAGAUUGAAAGGCUUGGGAUCUUGGUUUCAUGAUGCUUAUGUCAAUCAUUU
This is a messenger RNA of Aspergillus steynii IBT 23096, 765 nucleotides long. RefSeq lists its product as uncharacterized. The record is from RefSeq and is a predicted model, not a curated record. The coding region runs from base 13 to 555 and encodes 180 amino acids. Lineage: Eukaryota; Fungi; Ascomycota; Eurotiomycetes; Eurotiales; Aspergillaceae. The transcript has 2 exons. Gene Ontology annotation, biological process: import into nucleus. Gene Ontology annotation, cellular component: cytoplasm.